Messenger RNA from Misgurnus anguillicaudatus (oriental weatherfish), 3254 nucleotides. RefSeq names its product polyprenol dehydrogenase. Lineage: Eukaryota; Metazoa; Chordata; Actinopteri; Cypriniformes; Cobitidae. The record is from RefSeq and is a predicted model, not a curated record.
CAAUCGCAUCUGAUGAAGUUCUGAUGAAGCAACCUGUUCCACAUCACAUCUCCUCUGCUCGUGCGUGUCACUCACGGUGAUCUCUCGUCAUGUAUCGCCUUUAACACGACGGACGGGAAUUUAUGGCAAUAAUUGAUCCGGCGACCGUCAAUGCAGAAAUCCAAAGAUCUGCGCGCGGGUGAUGAGGAGAAUCAAAUGAGAUCUGAGCUCUGCUGUCAUGCAGUCUCUUAUAUCGCCGGUCACUAAGGCAAUCCUCGUAGCUCUUUUUAUUUUUGCCAUUUUGCUCAUCCUUUAUGUGAUCCUGUGGUAUAUAUGUAGAGACGUGGAUUGCGAUCACGGCAUUUGAUGUUGGAUGCUGAAGCUGUGGAUCAGAUGGAGAUGUCAGGGUGACCCCGAGAACACACGCGCGUGGAGUAAUCAUGUGGAUCGUGUCACGACUGAUUCCCUUCCUGAAGCUUUAUAUGAUCGGUCUGAAGGUUUUACUCUAUCAGCUGUGGAACAGAAGUUUCGCGUUACCAGUUUUGGCCAAACAGAAUGGCAAGGUUGCUGUUGUGACAGGUGGUACUAAAGGAAUCGGCUAUGAGACGGUGAGACAGCUGGUGAAUCUGGGAAUGUUUGUCAUUAUAGCCUCACAUGAUGAAGAGGAGGGUCUGUCUGCUGUGAGGAAGCUUCGUGAGGAGAACUCAGAAGCUCAGGUGGACUUUGAGUAUUUAGACGUAUCAUCUUUGAAGUCGGUGAGACGUUUCGUCCAGAGGUUUAAAGAUCGAGAUCUACCCCUGCAUGUGCUCAUCAAUAAUGCCGGUGUUAUGCUGGUCCCUGAAGGCAGAACUGAGGAUGGAUUUGAGACCCAUUUUGCCACCAAUUACCUGGGUCAUUUCCUGUUGACCCGCCUUCUGCUGGAAACCCUGAUGCAUUCUGGGAAAGAUGAGUCGUACUCUCGAGUCAUUAAUGUCUCUUCUUCGGCACACUACACGGCUGACCUUCAUCUACAGGACCUUCAAAACACGCAGUGUUACAGCGCUCAUGCGGCGUAUGCCUGCAGUAAACUGGCCCAGGUUCUCUUCACGUAUCAUCUACAUUAUAAACUUCAGUCCAUCCGAGCACCGCUGACGGUUAAUGCGGUUGAUCCCGGUGUGGUAAACACAGAUCUUUACUCUCACGUCAAUCAUCUCAUCCGAUAUGCACUCAAACCCAUCGCUCGUCUCUUCUUUAAGACUCCAGCUGAUGGUGCAGUGACUGGAGUUUAUGCUGCGGUCUCCUCUGAUCUGGAGUCAGUUAGUGGAUGUUAUCUUUAUGAAGGAGAAUGCAUUGAGUCUUCAUUAAACUCUUAUGAUGAAGAUCUUCAGACUGGACUCUGGCAGAAGACCUGUGAUCUCUUAAAUCUCCGGCACUCACUGUAUGAAGACUGGACCCAUGAUGACAUCACAAAAUGAACAGAAACUCUUUCAUUCAGUUCAUGUUGACGUCAUUUCUUUCUGUUUACAAUCUCUUCAUACCACUGAACUGUGAUUGGCUGUACUAUAAUGAUGAUGAUGAUGAUGAAGGGCUCAGCGCUGUCAUUACUACACUGUGAGUGUGUUUGUGUUAUCCAGAUAAUGUGUUGUCAUCUGUGUAAUGUUUCAUCGGUUGUGUGUGUAUGUGAUUGUAUUCACUGUGAAUGAAACUUUGAUUUUUAUUUCCUUCCAGCAGAAUACAGAAAUUCAGUUUACUAUGGUAAAUAUCUGAAAGCAUUUAAAAACAGCAAAGAUUACUUGCAGUGAACUCUCAUCCAAUCAGAAUUCAGUCUGACAAUAAUCACACUUUGAUUUGUUAAUUCAGGUGUGAUGAAGGAAUUUAUGAUGAAGUUAAAGCACUAAGUGAUAAAUGUUCACAGGAUGAAGUGUUGUUUAUUUAUGACACACAUUUAUGUAAGGAAUAAUUGAGUGUAAAAUAAUGCACACCCAAGCUGAUAAUUCCCGUCGUGCCGUUACACCGCAGGUGUGCAUUAUUUACAAAUAAUUCAAAAGACCGAAGUCAAUUAUUCCUUUUAUAACACGGUUACUGGUGGUUAUUUUAAGACAUCUGACCGGUCAGGUGUGUGUUUAUUGAAUAAUAAUGCAUACCUGUGGAACAUUUCUCAACCAAUCAGAAUAAAGCAUUCCGCAGUAUAAUUACAAAUUUAUGUCAAAGCACAUUUACAGAGUAUUUUCUCAUUCGUUGUACAUUUGCAUAUUUCAUGUAAUUGUGUACCAUAAGAUGAACUUUUCCAUAUUUAAUGUGUGAAACUAAGUGUUGUCCUUUUGACAUCUCGUUCACAAAUGUUUGGGUGAAAUAUUAAAAUGAGUGGACUUCAGUGAUGUGCCAAUGCCUUUAAAGGUGAUUUUUAAAAUAUUUUUGGAAAUAUUGUUGCCAAAACUUAUAAUGACCAGUUAAGAAAAUAAAAUACUGUGAUUUCUUUCUUUAGUGUACAACAGCAGGGACGUAAAUGUGAAUUUGAUUCGAUGACUGAACAUCUUUGACUAAUAUGUUUAUGAUAUAUUAAUAAAGUUCAGCGUUAAAGAUCAAUGUGAUACCUGUGAGCAAAUCAUUCACACAUUCUCAUGUUUUUGUAAUGCUUUUAAUGAAACAACAAUAUUUGACAUUUAAUGAUGUGUAAUAUUAAUAUGAAACUAUUGACUGCAAAACAUUUCUUUGACUAAAACAACACAACAUGAAGUGUAAAGUUUUCAGUCUGUUCUGUGAUAUAAAUGUGUAUUAAAUAUUCAGCGCUCACAUCUGUCUCGUUGUGUCGUGUCAAAUGAAAUCUGUAGUUGUGUUUCUCAUCUGUUUGUGUAAAUAAAGAGUUUCAGGGUUGUUCAAUGCUUACAUGACUUGUGUGUUGAAAUGUAUUUUUGUAAGAUGAUGUUGAAUGAAUGCAGUUGAUUGUAAUGUGAUUGAUUGAGGUGAAGCCAUUUUUUCAACCCAAAGUGGUGUGCAUAUGUGAACGUACUGGACCAUUUGACCAAAGUUAACAAUAUGAUGAUGAUGAUGAUGAUGAUGAUGAUGUAUUCUUUACCUGAUUCAUGAUUUUGACUGUCACUGCAGUGUUUCAAUGUUUUUGCUUUAUAUUAUUGAUUUGUGUCAUUUACAGCCUACGAGUCGAUUCACAUGCAAUAACUGAUGAAUAUACCAACACUUGUUUUGAUUUCUCUGUCAAUAAAAAUAAAGAAAAAAGCCUCAAUAUCCUGACAAUGUUCCAUAGAAACUAUAAUAAAAAUAAACUCAUGUUUGUUUAA